CACUUUUAUUUAAGAAUUUAUGUUAUUUAACUUUUCAAUGCCUGGGAGAAAUUGCAUUUUCAAAAAAAAUGGGACUUCUUAAGGAUAAAGUAGCAUAAGUAGAAAUUAUACCUUAGCAUAAAGAGGUAACACUACUAAAAAUCUAACUGUUCUCCAUAUAGUAGCUUUAUAGCAAAUCUUAAAUUUAAAACUUAAAAAUUAAUAUAAAAUUCACUUAACGUACAACAACUUUGUAACUUGAAAAUGAACCAAUUUUACUAGAACUGCUGUAGGAUCUGGAGAUGACAUUUUUUUAAAGUUUUGAAAAUGCAUAUAAGUUGUAGCCCCAUAACACGUUUGAUUUAUAAACUCAAAACAACUUCCUUUAUAUAUAAGGUAAUUUUUGUUUAAAAUUUCCACAAAAUUAAACGGAAGCAAUGGACAUACAAAAGAUAACAAGAUAAAUGUUAAUUUAUCUUCAGUUAAAAUGUUAGCAUUUUUUUUUAGGUAUUUAUUAAUUUUUUAAUAGCUUAAGGAAUAUUAGACUGAGCAAGUUAUUUAAACAAUUGGAUGGGAAUAUUUUAACACUGAAAUUGGAAAUAUGAUUUUUUUUCAUUUCAGAUUUAGUUUUUGUAAUAAAUCAAUAAGCUUUGUAUUUUUUUUUAAUCUAAUUUUUUCCUAUUUUCCUUUUCACACUAUAGUACCAUCUGACUUUGCAAUACAAAAAAGUGUAGUGGAAAUUUCAAUGAAAAUUUGUUGAUCUUGCAACUCAGAAUUGACCAAUUUGUACCACCUUUGAACCUUUGAUUCUGUCGUUGGUGAAUUGCUUUAAUGUAAAAAUAAUUUUGUUUUUGUUCUGUUGACCUAUGCGUAGCCACUCGGGGAUGGGGCAUUUUUUUUUCGGGGAGGCUUCGUUGGUCACGUGGGUUAACGAAGUUUGUCCGGGCGCUCCCGGUAAUGGGAGGAGUCACGGUCGAGCAGACGUGGCAACACAUGACGUCAUCACAGUGGGUCGGUGGUUUAUUCAUGGUUGUUCUGAGUAACGUUAGUCGAGCUAGAAGGUAUAAGGCAGAGAAGAUGAUGGAAGAGAGUGGGAUUGAGACUACACCUCCAGCCAGUCCAACACCACCUCUGACUGUGGCUGGCACAGUCAGCGCCCCACCAAAUACCACAGGUCUGUCCAGCCCUCUGUCCCUCCCAGGCACCAGCUCCAUCUCCAUCAGUUCCCCCUCACUCUCCACCACUCUCCCCCCUGUUCCCUGCCUCCCUGCCUUCAGCAGCCCUUUGGCCACACCCUCCUCCCUCUCGUCCCAGUUUCCCCCUCCCUCCACACUCGCAUCUCCCUUCACCAGCGGCUCUCCCUUCCAUCCCUCCGUAUCCCCCUCUUUGCCUCCUCUGGCCUCCCCCAUCAGACCACCUCAGCCCUCAGCUCUUGGCAUGUUGGCCCCUCCAGUUGGCCCACCCAAAUCCAGCCUCUCCAUGAGUGCAGGAUAUGAUAUCACACGGGGUCACGCUGGUCGAACACCACAGACACCAUUGAUGCCAACAUUCUCCAGUCCUACCACCAUGCCAGGUGUAGUGUCCAGUACCAUGGUUCAGCAGCCAGCCAUGACAGGAGGAUUAGAUACUGGAUCACCCAUAACUUUCCCAGAGGAGCAGGAAGAUCCCAGAGUGUCUGGAGACAUCAUCACUGGUGGAGGCAUCUGGGGCUUCAUCAAGGGAGUAGCAGGUAACCCUGUAGUGAAGACGGUCCUGGACAAAACCAAACACUCUGUGGAGUCAAUGAUCACUACUCUGGAUCCUGGCAUGGCUCCAUACAUUAAGUCAGGUGGGGACAUUGACAUUGUGGUGACCUCAGAUAAGGAAAUUAAUGUGGAGGCAGUCAGAGACGCCUUCCAGGAGGUUUUUGGGAUGGCCAUGGUCACUGGAGAGCCCGGUCAGUCCAACAUCGCCCCACAGCCUGUGGGCUACGCAGCCGGUAUCAAGGGGGCUCAGGAGCGCAUUGACAGCCUGCGUCGAGCUGGUGUGAUCCAUGAGAAACAGCCAGUGGUCUCUUUGGAAAACUUCAUUGCUGAGCUCUUUCCUGACAAGUGGUUUGACAUCGGCUGUUUGAUCCUGGAGGACCCAGGUUACAGCAUCCACAUUGAGGUCUUCACUCAGGCAACUCCUCUGGCUCUAGGUCACGUCCAACAGGCUCAGUCCCUGACACCUCCUGACUACAACCUGCGCUGGUCAGGUUUGAUUGUUCCAGUGGGUGAAGUCCUGGAGCGCAGCCUGCCCAACAUCAAAAGAACAGACUGGCAUCAGGCUUUGACAGGCAUGACCCAACGCCAGAUGAUCCAGAGCGCUGCCAAAGCUCUGGCUGGAAUCUAUAAACAGCAGCUGCCACCCAGGACUGUGUAAGGCUGAAUGGUUCCAGUUUUUGCCACAUACUGGGAGCUAGGUAGAGACACAUUGUAGUAAAAACUAGCUGAUGGGACGGCAAGGUUCCUCGUUAUUCCACAUCAGUCCCCCAUCUGUCCUUGUGGGGCAAAGCCAAGUGCACAUUUCUUUAAAGUCAGUGAUGUUUGUGUGCACAGAUGUUUACUGACGUUCCUACAUGUCAGUUGGCUUUUUAGUUAAACGCCAUAAUAUAUCAAAUAAAUUCUUUGUUGCCAAAUCAGGCUUUAAAGAAGACAUAACCAUUAACUGAUCAUCUUUUCAUCUUCCUUAAAAGGUUUUAACACAUCAUGUAUAGUAAUAUCAACAACCUUAACUCAAACCGUGGCAAUAUUUAGUUUUCUUGUUUUGUUUAUAAAUCCUCAAGGUUAUUGUAGAGAAAUGGUUAUCGCAUUGCCUGUGUCCCAGUUGUAUUCUAUAUUCUAGAGGUUGUCACAGAUCCAAGUUUUGGAAAACCUACUUGACCAGCACUUGCACAAAUUAUUUUUUUAAAAGAAGAGACCCAGAGAGGCCCAGAGAGAGAACACCAAUACUUUGACCUUAAACCUGAGAUGUAUAGAAAAAACAUGAUCCUAACUAACUCAAUUAGACUUAAUAUGAUGUGGACCUGCCAUGACUCAGAUUGGGUCCUGGAUAAUACUAAGUCCUACUGUAUACUUUGACACUGUGAAUUCGACUUUGUACUAAAGUUGGCAGUGCACUAGUUUGCCAAUUAGUAUACAAGAAACUAGUGCGCUGUUUUGUUGUAACAGGGAAUUAUUCAUUAUAUACAUUAUUGUGUCAUAUCCUGAUACCCUAAUGUUACUGCCAAUGUAGGACCUUAAAUAGUGGAUAAAAAAAUUUUCUACGGAUUUUAUUUUUUGUCUACAUUGUUGCUUUCUAAGCUGUUGCUAGAGCUAUUUAUCCACCGUCCACCUUUUUUAAAAUUUAUUUCUAGCUUUAAAUAACUCCUGUCUUUCCUUGCUGGAAAAAAAAUAUUGCUCAAGCAUUGAAUUCACUUGCUAGGCGGCCUUGGGGCUAAAAUGUGCAACUAGGCCACUGUUAACAAAACAUUACUCUCCCUUGCUAUGCAUCAAUAUUGUUCCUAUGCUUACUGCUCAUGCUACAUUUAUGUAAUAAUUUACUGUAUGGUACAAAUUAAUUUCAGAAUAUUCAACAUUUAAACUUAAUAAUGAAAGGAUUAAAAGUUAUUAAAAAUAGAUUUUGACACAGGGCCUUGAGAUCUGCUCUUUAUAAUGUCAGUUAAUUAUGUGCUUUAGUGGUGCAUGUUCCCAUAUUAUUUUUUUAAAUUACUAUAAAUCAAUUUCCGCACAGUGAACGUGGGGCCUUAGAAGUGGCCCUGGGGGUCAUGGGCCCUGAGACAGUUUCCUGUAGAACCUUUUGAAAGCACUGAAUCAAUAUGAAGUUAUUGUGCUGAAAAUGGUUCAAUGUUUUGAAUUAUUUGAUGCAGUCAAAGUGGCAACAUCUUUUGGGCAACCUGUGGUACAGCCUUUAUAUGAAAGGGUUGAAUCCAAGAUUUUGAUGAAACAAUGAGUCAGAUUAGACUCACAUUAUUGAGAUUUUGUUCAGUAAUGGUUAAAUAACAUAAUAUGAGCACUUUUAAACAGAUUCUACAGUUCUCUAAAACUGUCCUAAAUUGACCAUCACAGCCUGUAUUCAAAAUGAGCAUGACACCUCUGAUACACUUGUAGCCUAACAAAGCCUCAUAUAUGAUGAUCAUUUGAUUUUGGCUGCACUGAAGCCUUCAUCAGUAGUUCCAUGCUUUGUCCUGUUAGUAAAUCCAGCCUUGCUCUCAACACCUCACUCUAAAGUCCAGCAAAUAUUGUGUGCAUGCUCCUCUUUCUAUGCAUAUUUCACUGAGUCUUUUUUUUCCCUCUGAGAGUGCACGAAAGACAUUUAUUAUCAGUAUAUAGAGUGCUGCUGGGACACAGCUAGAAUAAUCUGAUGGGUCAAAUGAUGUCAUAAUGUUUUAGAUAUGUGUUAAUUUAAAAAAAAAAUUAUAGUAUCACAUACACAUACAUAUUGAUUCUUGCUUGUUUAUUGUGAAAUAUUUGCCCACCAUAUCUGUUGUGUUAUAUGCACUCAUUAAGUAAAAACACAUUUUUACCAACGAGUAAUAGAAGCAGGAUGCUAACAGUAACCUGGGAUUUGAUCAAAGGAAAUGUAUUUAUUUUCUACUGCUUCAGGCAGCUCGACACUGUCAGAAACAGCGAUUACUCGUACACUAACAUAAUCACAAUUCUGUUAGUAAAGUUUGGGGAAAGAACCUUCUCCUCUGUACUUUGUGUCCUCUAAAUGUGCCUUUUUACGCAAAUAAAAUAAAGAACUUUUUCAUGCUGGUUUGUAUUCAUGCACACACCAUCAGCCACAACACAAUGAAAGCUUUUGCAGGACAUUACUCUCUUCAUUCACCAUCUCACUAUUUAAUCUCUUGUAUUCACUGAGCAUACUCCAAACACUGGAGAGUGGAGAUCUACAUUGUGCACAUUUUGGAUGGUUUUCCGAUGCUAGAUAACAGUAGAUAUAUUUUCUUCACUAUGUCUACAAAGGUCAGUGUUUGUAGUGCUCCAAAAUAAACUGCAUUGAGAAAC
Xiphias gladius (swordfish) is the source of this 5009-nucleotide messenger RNA. It is a transcript of the gene prrc1, whose product is annotated as proline-rich coiled-coil 1. Gene Ontology annotation, molecular function: protein kinase A regulatory subunit binding. The transcript has 9 exons. The coding region runs from base 937 to 2382 and encodes 481 amino acids. Gene Ontology annotation, cellular component: cytoplasm. Gene Ontology annotation, biological process: activation of protein kinase A activity. The record is from RefSeq and is a predicted model, not a curated record. NCBI's taxonomy places the organism in Eukaryota, Metazoa, Chordata, Actinopteri, Istiophoriformes, Xiphiidae.